This is a messenger RNA of Hydatigera taeniaeformis, 603 nucleotides long. The record is from the annotation of a GenBank genome assembly. Lineage: Eukaryota; Metazoa; Platyhelminthes; Cestoda; Cyclophyllidea; Taeniidae.
AUGGUGGCUACCAUCAUCAUCGUGCUAUACGAAUUCGGUACUGCCGUAACUGCAGACAUCACACCAUUUUUUCGACCGGAUAUCGUAUUUGUGCCCUUGGAGGUGCCUGACCAACGUCCGCUGAAGCUCGCUGCUCCUCGCAUAACUCUACCCCCACCGCCUCCACCCCCGCCCCCCACACCUCCUCCACCACGUCUAACUUUACCUCCAGUUCCUCCAUCAUCUCAACUUCUAAGGCUUCGUCCCUCUCAAAUUUCGCCUCCAUCUCAAUCCAACCUGCACAUUCAGCCAGUUUUUGCUGCUCCUGCCAUUCAACCUGUAAUCCUGCGUCCACAACUGUCUCUACCUAUCCCUCAACACCUGCCUCCACCGCCACCGCCACCGCCACCACCACCACCACCGCCACCGCCACCUCCACCUCCUCCUCCUCCACCACCACCACCACCACGUCUACCAUCUAUGCAUCGCUCUCUACAUUUGCCAAUCAUUUGCUUCCAACUAACACCACUGGUGCACAGUUAUGAAGAGUGUCUCCUUAAUCUGCAACCGAAGCUAAUACGUCUCUUCGUUGAUGCUGAUGCUAUCAACUGCGUUGUGCAAUAG